GCCCUCCAUUCCUGUUCCAGCAGCAGAAAGAGUGGGAGCUCGAACCGAGAAGGACUCUCAUGUGUUGUUAAGAUGCAGAUCCGACUUCUGUAGGCGAGGUGAAAGGAACCUGCUCUGUGGUUUUCCCUGUUAACCUGGAAGACAGGGGCAUUCAUUCCUUAAGGCCUUUGGGACUAGCGAGCCCAAGUAAGCUUCGCAUGGUCAGAAAGGAGGCAUCUCAUCCAGAGUCAGACACAGUCCAAUAGGAGUAUUGGAUAUAUGUAUACCAUUGCAAUGAAUUCAGAAAGGUCAGUAUUGGAGAACAGAAACAGCUUUUCUAACAAAACCAACUCUGCCAUCACUACAAGGCAACCACCUCGAAUCCUUGUUGUGGAUGUGACACCUCCUUUUUGGUCAGAAGUUCGUAUUAAUCUCUGCGAAGCCCUGGAAAAUUUCUUUGCUUUAGCUUGCAGUUUGAGAGGGCCGCCUCGUCUUCCUCUCUUCAGUUUAUAUGUGGCUCACACCCAACAGGAAUGUCUUCUUCCUUUUGUGCAAAUGAAAGGAAACUUUUCCAGGCUCCACUCUUGUGUUGCUGAACUGAGGUCAAUGCCAAAUGAAGGUUGUAUACGUGAAAAGUCAAGCUCUUUAAAGCAUGCUGUGGAGGAUGGCCUUUUACAGUUUAAACAGUACAUGAGGCAUAUAACAGUGGGAGGAUCACUUAACAGCGGUUCGGUAGAGAUUACAGUACUCACCAGCCAGCCUGGGAAGCACAUGGUGAAGCAGCUAGAGUCAGGUCUCAGUGAAACAGAUUUAGUCAGCCUUAGACGAUUACAAGUUCUGCAUAUUUCCAAAUGUAACCCAGUGGAAUUGAUGGACAUGGCGUGGAACAUAGAGUCAGCCAUAUCCAGCGAAGAAAAUAACCUUGAUGAAUGCUCCAUCCUGGGGACAGACAUUGACCUGCAGACAGUUGAGAAUGAUACAAUCAGCCUGGAUAGUUUCUUCAAGAGUUGGUUACACAAUCAUGGAACGGAUAAGGAGCAUCUUCACUUGCUGCUUCCAGCAGUACGUCUUUCCAGCUCUUCAGGAAGAACCCCAACCUGUCUGAAGUGUGAUGUUCAGGAGAGACUCAUUAGUCCUGCCCUCCUUCCUGGACCAACUAACUUAACUGAGAAAACCGAGAGUCUCAGAGACUUCCAAAACACAAACAAAGCAACAAACCAAGGACCCUUGCAGCAUAAACUUCAAGUUAUAAAGGCUCUAAAAUCUGAUGGUGUUUGUGAAUCUGUACUCUAUGGGCUCCCACUUAUAAUUAGACCCACAAACUGCUGGAAACUGGACUGGGAUGAACUGGAGACAAACCACCAAAACUUUCAUGCACUCUGUCACACUUUGAAGAGUACUUCUCUGGGUGUGGCAAAUUUUGACCAUGAGCUGAUAGGCUUGUCCAGCUCCAUUGUGAUGGGAAUAGGCCGAAUUGUCACAGGGGAGAAUGAGCAGCCGGUGGUCAUUAUACACGUUGAUACAAAUGGCAUAGGCAUUGAAGAUACCUUGGAAUCUGAGAUGGACAUAGUGGAUGGUGCUGCCUCAAUGCCUUUGCUGCCUGAAGAGGAGAAUGAAUUCCUUCUGAGACACUGGCAAGAGGGAGGUGCAGUUGUUUAUUGUGAACCAAACAAAAAAGACUUGAUGCUUCUCACUCGUUCGGAACCUGAGGUUGUGGGACCCAGUUGGUCUGUUCGUGUUGACUCCUAUUACAUCAUAUUGCCUUCCACCACACUGACACUCCUGGUGAAGCCUGUAGCAGUGCAAGAACUCCUUCUACCUUGUGACCUUCCUUACAGAUCUGACGAACCACCAGAAACAGCUCUAAGUAAUAUAGAGGGGAUAUUGGAUGGGCUCGAUGUGGAAUCAACAUUUAAUCCACUAAGCCUGAAAAGUAAUCUGUAUAGACAUCUCAGAGGAACUUUGGUUAGAACUCCUUACCGUCAGCAACCAAAGCAAGUACAACGUAAGGAACAAACUCAUCCUGAACAGCCAUACAGACAGUUGUCCUUUGCUGGAUUCUGA
Messenger RNA from Stegostoma tigrinum, 2043 nucleotides. RefSeq names its product meiosis 1 associated protein (gene m1ap). Gene Ontology annotation, biological process: meiosis I; male meiosis chromosome separation; spermatogenesis. The record is from RefSeq and is a predicted model, not a curated record. The transcript is spliced from 16 exons. NCBI's taxonomy places the organism in Eukaryota, Metazoa, Chordata, Chondrichthyes, Orectolobiformes, Stegostomatidae. Bases 259 to 2043 code for a protein of 594 amino acids.